Caenorhabditis auriculariae is the source of this 2529-nucleotide messenger RNA. The record is from the annotation of a GenBank genome assembly. Lineage: Eukaryota; Metazoa; Nematoda; Chromadorea; Rhabditida; Rhabditidae.
AUGAAAAGAAAUUCAUCGCGCAAACAGUGUGAGCUUAAAUUUUCAUGUUUGAAGCUGUAGAAGCCUAAUAGUCCAUUAUUACGAGGGUGAAGCCCUAAAACCUUGAAAAAUUGUUCAUUUUCGGGAAUGCAAACCGGACGCAUCACGGACGUUUCUGAGCUUUACAAGUAGUCCCUUAAGAGUGCUGACACCACUAAAGUGGUCCCUAGAAACGCUUAGAAACGUCUGGUUUCGGUUACCAAGGUCCAAGCGUUUUUUGUUCGGUAGAGCGCAUUUGUAGGAGAACACUGAAUAAAAUUAUUGUUUUUCAGACGUCCCAACGAUACCAGACUAUAGCGUGGAGGAGGACCGCCAUGGACGUCUGGUAAAUUUUAAAUAUAGUCCUUCCGCCGCGACUAGAAAGUUUUCGCUUGUCUGCGUCUCUCUGUUCCCUCACCGGCGAGGUCAGAGAAACAUUGCAAUAGCACGCAAACAUGAGAGAGACGUCGAGAGAUAAGGAGGGCGCAGAGAAGUCCCGCCUUAUCCUGAUGUCAUAUUUUUUAUGAGCUGAUACGGCUUUAUUGUAGAUAAAAUAACUUAUAAUAGUUUUUAGAUAACAUUUUUUAGGUGAACAAGGAAAAGCGGCUCAUUUGGCCGAGUAAAGAACCUGUCUCGCCGGAAAGUUUCCGCGAAUUUAUGUCAGACCCAAAAGCCACGCCGCCGGCUUCAACCAAACCAGUGAGAAAAACUUUUUCGAAAAUUUGAGGGUGGCCGAAUAGGGUUUUUUUUCGAAAUAGCUACGUUUAAUCAGGAAAUUAUUCUAACUGUGAGCUGUGAAAAAACUCCAAGCUUCACCAUUUUUCUAUAAAAAAGGACAAGGAAAGAUAGAUUCGAAACGUAUUUUCCGAACAGAAAUAUGAUCCACCAUCCAUGCCAAGAAAGGAUCUCCCUUUCAGAAAUAUUCUGUUCAGAUUUUGAACUUCUAGUCGCGCCAAGCUCGCGCGAUGAGCCAAUCAGAGAGCGAGCCAUCCACAGAGCGUUUUCAAAUGACGUCAUUCUGCUUGAAAUUCAAAAUCUGAACAGAUUAUAUACUCCGUGUUUCUCUGCGCCCUCCUCGUCUCUCGACGACCUUCCCAUUUUACCGUGCUAUUUUUAAAUUUCUCUGACCUCGCCGGUUAGGGAAAAUAGAGACGCAGACACCCGAAAAGUGUCAGGACACGGCGAAGGAACUAUAGACCACUUUUGAAUAAAUCGGAAAAAUCAACGCUCAUUUCCAACCGGUAUAACUUGAAAUGGAAUUCAAGGCAAGCCGUCGAGGCCGAUCCGAAUCCACAACCGCCAGUUCGGUCGACAGUUCUACCGUGUACGAAUCGAUGGCCUCGAGCAAAAGCUCACGAAAAACUCCGGCAUUGGAAUACGUAUCUCAUCCCUUCUGUUUCACCCAAUCAAUUCUUGCUUAAGGAGAAGAUCGCGAGCUCGAAAAAUGUCAGCUACGUGGAGGUAAAUUAUUUUUUCCUCUCGAAAAGUUUUUUCCCAACCAAAAAGUAGAAUGGCCUCUCUUGUUAGGAACACUUCUCUUUGCACAAAAAUCUAGCUUCCCAUUCUAAAAAAAAAUUUCAGCGACCAGUGAAGCAAAGCGGAUCAACGGAGAGUAACGCCUUCAUCGGCGGCGCCACUUCGGCAGAAGCCGAAGGCAGGAUCGGCUCCCGCAGCUUCAUCCUCUACUACAGACUCCCGGACACUGGCAAACUGCAGCUUCAUCUGCCGCUCAUGCUUGUUUACAGGUAAUUCCUCCCUAAUUAUAUCUCGAUUCUGCCUCAGGUAAAAAUUAUAACUUUUUUUUUUUGAAUCUAGUGGUCCCUAGAGCAGUUAGGGAAAAAUCAGCUCCUAUAGAGGGUAAAGUGCUCCCUAGAGGGGUAAAGUUCAAGCGGUCUCUCUAGAGAUUAGGAAUCUGAGUCCCUGAAGCUUGAGUAUUAAGCUUGAGCCUUUAGGGGUCCCUAUAGUGGUUCCUUGAUUUUUUGUUGAAUUUUGAUGAUUCGAAAACAUACCAAAAAUGAAUGGAUUUAUGGAUUUUUUGUAAAAUUUAUUUUUUUUAAGAAAUAACAAUAAAACCUUUAUGAGAAACAUUGAAGACAGAAGAUCAAAUUCAAGGCUUGAAAAAUCUCAAAAAGUCCUUUUUUGAGGGUCACAAGUUGGAUCUGAUUCAGAUUAUGUUGAUUUUGAACUCAUGGCUUUCUAAAAUACCCUUUACUUUUUUAUUAUAUUCGUCAGGAGCUCGACCAACGAACACUACCACUUCAUGGUGAGCCGUCGGAAUCUGUAUCUGAAGAACGGCGAACAGCAGAAGACCUUCUGGCGGGUCGAAUGCGGCGACGUCAACAGCCGCGAGGUUUCCCACUUCCAUUGCUUAAGGGACCACUUCCGUUGCAGUUUCUGACGAUCGAGGCCUUGAUCCGUCAUUACGAGACGUUCGUCUAUCACGACGCCAAGACGGGAAACAUGGAGACGUUCCCCGUCGGAAGGAACAUCAUCUUCGACGUCUUCCAGUAG